Messenger RNA from Tachyglossus aculeatus (Australian echidna), 2295 nucleotides. Its product is annotated as extracellular tyrosine-protein kinase PKDCC-like. NCBI's taxonomy places the organism in Eukaryota, Metazoa, Chordata, Mammalia, Monotremata, Tachyglossidae. Bases 1 to 1632 code for a protein of 543 amino acids. Gene Ontology annotation, biological process: protein phosphorylation. The transcript is spliced from 9 exons. The record is from RefSeq and is a predicted model, not a curated record. Gene Ontology annotation, molecular function: ATP binding; non-membrane spanning protein tyrosine kinase activity.
AUGACCAAAGGGGCUCCCCACCUCUGCUCUCAGACCACCCAUUCUGAGACCUUUUCUUACACCAGAGCAGUACUCAGGCUGGUUUCAGCCUACCUUCCAACUCAGGAGAUGAAAGAAAAAGGAACAAGGAAGCUACGUUCCGGACCUGAUCAGACAACAGGCAGGAAUCCUAAAGGCUUUUCCCUCAACCCUGGGCUCAUUCCUAUAUUGUGCCACCAGAGGGCAGCGUUCCCCUGCCUCGCUCCGGCCCAGAGGCUGGCUUUAGGAUGGCAGCCCGGGGCCCGGGGGGCCGCGGCGCUGCUGGGCGCCGCGGCGCUGCUGGCCCUGGCGCCGUGGCCGGGGCGCCGUCCGGAGGGCCGCCGUCCGGAGGGCUCCCCGGAGGCGGCGGCGGCGGCGAUGGUGGCAGGGCUGCGGCCCGAGGUGUGGCGGCGGGCGCGGGCCGUGCGGGGGCGGCGGGCUUGGGGCGGGGGGUCGGGCGGGUCCCUGGGCUGCGCCGCCCUGCGCCGCCUGUCCGGGCUGAGCCCCGUGGGCGCGGGGGACACGAAGGCCGUGGUGCGGGCCCAGCUGGGCGGGGCCGGGGGCCGGGGCCGGGGCCGGGGCCGGGGUCUGGCCCUGGCCCUGAAGGCGGUGCGGCCCAACGGGCCCGACGUCAGCCGCUGCCUGCAGCGCCCGGGGGCCCUGCCCGCCGCCUGCCGCCGCCGGGCCAACUACAAGCUGCUCAAGGAGCUGGCGCUCCUCCAACGCCUGCGCCACCCGGCCGUCGUCAAGUUGUACGGCCAGUGCUGCGAUCACAGCCCAGAUGGGGAGAUCGGGGUCACCGCCAUCCUGGAGUUGGGAAGUCCUCUGGAGUUCAUUCAGCUCCUGCAGACCCCCUGGGAGGAGAGAUUUAAAAUUUGUUUAGGGCUGGUGAGGUUGCUGCACUAUCUGGCACACUCCCCCCUGGGGUCGGUGGCCUUGUUGGAUUUCCAGCCACGACAAUUUGUCCUGGUGAAUGGACACCUGAAAGUGACGGACCUGGACGAUGCCAGCACAGAGGAGCCAGAGUGCCAGUCGGAUGAAUACUGCACCCUGGACUUCCCUGACAGAACAUUCCCUGGCCGCUGUGGCGCCGCUGGCCGCUGUCAUGGCCUAAACGAAAAACGGAACCUCUACAACGCCUAUCGGUACUUUUUCACAUACCUUUUGCCACACACAUCACCUCCUGCCUUGCAGCCUCUUCUCCUGGAUAUUCUGAACGCCACAGGUGAUUUACGAUACGGGAUCAAUGAGACACUAGCCACAUUUGAAGAAGUGCGCCAUUUGUAUGAGUCUGGGCUUUAUCUCCAGAACAGCCCCCAACAUCUGAAAGAUUACAUUCUUCUGAAGGGCUUCCGUCCGAAAGAUAGCCAGGACUACAGGUGCUGGCCCUCCUACAGCCACCUGGGGUGCUUGCUGUCUGUCCACGAUGCUGAGGAGGCGGCCAGCAUCUGUGCCUCCCACCCACAGUGCCAGAGUUUCAUCAUCCACCAGGAGCAGACAUGGGCAGGCCGACACCUCGCGUCAUUCCGGAGCAGCAUGGCGGAGCUGAUUCCUGACGCCCAUUCACAGGUGUACAGAAAGCAAGCUGGGACCCGAAGCGGUGAGGCACUGUAGCCGGCUUUUGGAGACCUGUGCUAUGCAGGGAGACACUUCCACCCUCUGACUCGAGGGGACCGCUGGGUCACUGUGGGGCAGGCCUCAGCUGGCUUAGAACGGUCAUCAUCUCUCCCAGGUGGAGGGUUUCCUCGCCCCGCCACAGAUGGACAGCAUUGGUAUCCCGUGUGGUAGGAUGCCCCAGGCCUGAUGGGAGCCCCAUAGGCGUGCCUGGACCCAAGGUGGGGUGUCACGAGCUCCUGGCGUCUCUGCAAGGUCCAGCUGCGGAAACUGCCAGGACCCAGACUACAGGGGAUGCAGUGAGCCUGACCCCAGCACCCCGAAGCAUGGAUGGCCGUUUCCAGUUUAAUAACCUUGGAGGUUGUCCUAUGUACUUUCAGUGAAAGCAUCAUUAGGGAGCAGAUUGUCAAGUACCUCGAGAGCCUGUUUCCUAGGCGCUUCAUUUAAGAGAUGGCCUGGGAUGGGCCCUCUUGAGCUAGCAGGGAGGUGUUUGGUGGAAAAUCACAGCCCUGAGUAUUAGCAUUAACCAUCGCUUGUUCCUUUCUUCUGGUAUACCUCACUCAGUGAGUGAGCGUGGACAUGUCUCCAGAUUGAACUUGGACUUUGCAGGCUGAUGCUGCGGGGAUUCCUGCCCCUCCCCUUCCCUCCAUUAGCCAGAACUCC